AUGGGUGUUAUUAAACCAAUAUGCAUCGCCACAGACAGCAGUCGAUUUUACCUGUUCACAACUGCGGCAAGGAUGGGUAUUGUUGAUAACAAGGCGAAUGUCAAGUCAACACAUUACUUAUUGGUACGAUCCAACGAUAAUCCAAGUCAUAAGUUGAACGAUCUCACAUGGACCCUUAUCAGCUCAGUUCCUAAAGCUAAUUUAUCUCAAAUUGAGAUCUGGGAUCAAAUGCUCGACUUUAGUUGCGCAGUAGAUGACGAGGGAGUGUUCACAGUGAUUGCGCAAAACUAUUUUACAACUGGGUUGAAUGGAUUACAAUUCCAGCCAGUAGGUAAUCCGGACCAGCCAGAGGGAACAUGGAAAAAUAUUACGAUCCCUAAAGUGUACCCUUGGAUCACCAUGAAACCCUCUACUCUGAUCAGUAUCAAGAGCGGAGGCAAUGGACAGGACGGAAGCUCAAUGAACAAAGUGUUCCAUGCAUUCUUGGACAAAAAUGGCUCGGAUGUCAUGGUUGCUGAAUUGGAUACGACCAAAAUGACCAUGGUUCUGAACCCAUCUCCCUGGAAACCAACAGUAUUGAAACGCUACACCAUGUACGGGUUGGCCUUUGUCAAUAAUACAUUACAGCUCUAUGGACAUGGCUUUUCAGUCAAUGAAAUCAAUGGCCUAUUCUUAAUCCCGUUUAAUUCUCAAGGAAGCCCACCUACUGCAGGAAAUGUACGGAGCUUUGAUGCAACAGAAAUCUUUACAUACUGUGGAAACAAUGUUUCCCUUCGGCCGUUGAAAGAGAGGACUAUUGUAUUCUGCACUUACCCAAGGCCUGCUCACAUAUUCAUCUAUGACGACGGCUCCAAGCAACUGACUCAUUUGCCUGCUGCUCGGGAGACUUACGAUUCUGACAAUCUUCUAUCCUUAAUACCUUUCCCAGGAUCGCCCUAUCCAUAUAUUUUCAUGCAUGACCUUUCCGGUAUCUACAGUAUCCCACUCGAAGGACCUUUGGCCCGCGAAAAAAUUAACGCUAACAAAAACUUCACGAUCCCUGAUUAUUUUUUCACGCCUCCAAAUGGCAUUUUUAAUGCACCUCCAGGGAACUCAGGGCCUCCAAGUAACGGUGAUGGGAAUACCAACAAUAGUACCGCCCCUAAAGGGAACCCAGAUGAAGGACAGGGCCACAAAAGCGGUACUCUUCAUCCUGGAGUAAUUGGUGGGAUUUCUGCUGCAGUGAUCGUUGCGAUCGCUAUUGUUCUGUGCGUUCUCUUUCGCCGCCGCACACAAUCCAAGAGGGAAGAAGGAAUCCAGAAGGAAGGGGGUGCAAAGGGCAAAAGAAAGGCUUCCAUAAGCCCCAAGGAGGAAGAGCCACCAACGCCAAAAGCAGUGGUAACGGAAGAGGGGACAAGAGAUAUACGAGAAGAACUACGUGCAUCGGAGGAUUCAGCCCAACCACUUCAUUUAACCUUUACGGAUGUCCGGAUGGAGACACAUCCAGGAUACGGGAUCUCAUCUUUAACAGGGUCAUCAACAGCAUCAUCAAUAAUAGAACCUACGCUGUCAACGGUACCGACAUUAUCAGUCUCACCCCCAAGGAUGCAGCCCGCUCUAUUGGAGGAAAUAGCCCCUGCUCAUUCGCCUCAGCCACCAACUAAGAAAACUCAGUUGAAGCCAAUGGGCCAAACCAGCUCGAUCUUUGGACAAUCGGAUGUUACUAAUGAUAACGCUCUCGUGUCAGGAUCAAUUUAUAGUGAGUACCUGCUGGAGCCGCUUAGUUCUUUAACAACUCAACCGAGCCCACCCAGUCCUUUUCAAGUGCAUCCGGGUUUUACACAAAAUAACAACAAUCGCGCUAAUGUGGCUGGAGAACAAGAUGUUAAUAGACUAGCUUCAAACCAAAACCCUCAGACCACGCCAUUUGCCUAUAAUAUCGUACCUCCUGGGACGGGUUGGCUGAGUCCCCCAGUAAACAACCCUCAUACCAAACAAUAA
This is a messenger RNA of Lobosporangium transversale, 1980 nucleotides long. RefSeq lists its product as hypothetical. The record is from RefSeq and is a predicted model, not a curated record. The transcript is spliced from 3 exons. Lineage: Eukaryota; Fungi; Mortierellomycota; Mortierellomycetes; Mortierellales; Mortierellaceae. The coding region runs from base 1 to 1980 and encodes 659 amino acids.